AUGAUCUGGGUUGAUAUCGCACUGUGCAGACUGGCAGACACGUUCCAUGACACCAUCGCCUUCAUAGCGCUAAAAUCCUGCGACAAGAGAAGCAAAUCAUACGUGUUCAGGGUGGACCCCGAGGCUAUGCGGAGCUCUGCUCUCGUGCUGUCCUGGCUGCGUCUGGUGCAAGCGGCACGUCACCGGGAGGAGCAGAACACCGAAGCGUUCCUGAAGGGAGGCCAGCUGUAUUUCCGGACCACCAAGGAAAUCCAUCAGGAUGAGGAACUGUUGGUGUGGUAUGACCAGGAGCUGUCACAUCUACUGGGCUUCACUGACAUCUCAACCAGAGGACAUAAUGCCGAGCUCAAAUGUGCAAAAUGUAACCAGGUCUUCAAGAACGAGCAUCCCUACUUGGCCCACUGCCGCUUCCUGUGCUCGCAGGUGAAGAAUGACAUGCUGAGCAGAGAGGCCUAUGAACACAAACACAUUGAAAUAAAACGUCAACACCGCAUCACAGACUUCCACAACAUCGCCAGGGAUCUGGAACAUAAAGAAUCCAGCGCCAGUGAGGAAGCCGAGAUUUCUCUGCGGAAAAGGAAACAUGAGGAGACGGAUUAUCCCCGAUGGAGGAAACCAGUGUUACUGGAGAAAACCAACAUCUUGAAUGACAACAUCACACAGAUAACCAGAGACUACCACCUCAUUGUGCCAGAGUCAACUGGCUCUGUUUUGAAACUGAAGGCGGAGAAGUACCAGCUCAAAAAGGACCAGGUGGAAUGCAAAAAUAGUGCGUUCACAGAAGUAGGAGUUGCAAAAAGGAGUGUUAUGCACGAGAAAGAAAUGCCAACAGAGGCUGAUUCUGAGACAGUGAGGGAGAUAAGCUCUGGUUUGAACUCCAAGAGCAACAACCGUGAGUUUUCAUUCAUUCUGCGCAGUGGACAGGAGGAGCAGAAAAGCGCUUUCUGUAAACCCAGUAAAGGGACUUCUUCUAACUGCUCUACAGCUCACCCAUCCAACACACCUGCCCAAUCGAACCACCUAGAAGACGUGAGAGACAUUUUUACCUCAAAGACUGUUCUGGGAUACAACAAUUUGUUGGCAUCUAAUAAUAUUAUGUUGAAUGGUGAUUUACCUGGCGCACAGACCAUACCCACACCGGUUACUUGCAAUGCUUUUCCUUACCCACCAGAGCACUGGUCCAGGAGCAUUGGAGCCCAAAUACAAACAAUUCUUCCUCCAACAUUUAGCUCCUUUGGGGUGUCGGUGCAGAACUGGUGCGCCAAGUGUAACCUCUCCUUCCGCAUGACUUCAGACCUGGUGUUCCACAUGCGCUCCCACCACAAGGAGUUUCUGGAGCGGUCCCAGGUGAGGAGGCGAGAGGAGAAACUCACAUGCCCUAUCUGCCACGAGUUCUUCCGGGAACGGCACCACCUGUCACGCCACAUGACUUCUCACAAUUAAAGCCUAUUGGACAUAAGAAAACUGAUAUUUAAUGAAAACGACAUCGGACAUUCUGUAUCUAAUUACAAGA
Messenger RNA from Salvelinus namaycush (lake trout), 1513 nucleotides. Its product is annotated as zinc finger protein 488-like. The transcript is spliced from 4 exons. Gene Ontology annotation, cellular component: nucleus. NCBI's taxonomy places the organism in Eukaryota, Metazoa, Chordata, Actinopteri, Salmoniformes, Salmonidae. The coding region runs from base 1 to 1443 and encodes 480 amino acids. Gene Ontology annotation, biological process: regulation of DNA-templated transcription. The record is from RefSeq and is a predicted model, not a curated record. Gene Ontology annotation, molecular function: protein binding.